AUGAACACGUCCAAUUCCACUUUACCGAAUACCACGACGGAUCUCAACACUGCUAGCUGGAAAUCCAGCGCAGUGAUCUCCAUUACCUUAACCACAACCGGCGUUAUAACCAACGGGUUCACCGUUCUUCUGUUCUUGACUAAUAGGUCACUAUGGAGUCCAUUCAGCGUAUAUCUCUUCAAUCUGGUUCUUGCUAACUUAUUCUUCUAUGCAACACAAGGCGGUAUCGAUAUCAUUAAUAAUCUGUACGCCACAUGGUGGCUGCCUUCCGCAUUCUGCACUGUGUAUCUCUACGGUUUAUUUGUGGUCACUCUCAUCCCGAUCUUUAUCCAUCCCUUGAUCUCCCUUAACCGAAUAUGGGCGCUAUGGACGCCCAUUUCGUAUCGCAAUCAUCACACUUAUCGUGUGUCAGUCGGGCUGUGUGCCGCAGCAUGGUGGGUGACACAUGCUGUGGGGCUGCCGGGAUUGGUGGAGAAUGCCCUGUAUUAUCGCAAACCAGAGAGCGAGGUGGGCUGCACAAUCGACACAACCACAUCAGCUGGACAGAUGGCAUAUAUCCUGGUCAUCCAGUUUAUUACGCUAAUAGCGUUGGCGCUGAUGAUUGUCGCUCCGAAGGGACUGCUCGACGCGCAGGCGAUCGCAGUCAUGCACAGACCGUUCUUCUCCUAA
Paramacrobiotus metropolitanus is the source of this 669-nucleotide messenger RNA. Its product is annotated as C-X-C chemokine receptor type 2-like. The transcript has 2 exons. Gene Ontology annotation, molecular function: G protein-coupled receptor activity. Gene Ontology annotation, biological process: positive regulation of Rho protein signal transduction; phospholipase C-activating G protein-coupled receptor signaling pathway. Bases 1 to 669 code for a protein of 222 amino acids. NCBI's taxonomy places the organism in Eukaryota, Metazoa, Tardigrada, Eutardigrada, Parachela, Macrobiotidae. The record is from RefSeq and is a predicted model, not a curated record. Gene Ontology annotation, cellular component: membrane.